AUGGUGCCUGGCGAGUCUGCGCUUUUUCGGGCGCGCCGCCCGCAGCGCUGCACUUUGAGGCGGAGUAAGGGCCUUUUGCUGGCGAGGCCAGCCGUUGCCUCGGUGUUCCUAGCCUCUGCAUUAUUCCUUCAGGGCUGUGGCGAGCCAGAAACGUGCUACCCUGAUGGCACAGCCGAGAGGGCAUGGUACAAUUGUCACAGCAAUGUAUAUUGUUCUUUGCAGGGCGAUGCGACCCGUCUCGGGUCGAUGUCGCUUGCAGACUGCAUGACUCAGUGCGAAACCAGAGACUGUUCGGUUAUCCAGUACGAUUGCGGCACAGAUUGUUGGCUGCUGGACAGCUGUGGACCGCAUGUGACCUCUGGCUGUGAGAGCAGUAUCUAUUACCGUGAUCGAAAUUGGGGAACGACCACAACGACUGAAGCAACAACUCAGGCUCAGACCCAGACUGGAGAAUGCGUGGCCGUCACCGCAUUGUAUGACUAUGCUUGCAGCCCGCGGAAGUACUGUGCGAAUCAAGGCGCCGCAACCUUACUGGGUGAGAUUCCGCUUGAGGAGUGUCUGAGCCGGUGUGAUGACACUUUUGCAUGCACUUCCGUGCAAUGGGAUUGCGGAGUUUCCUGCUGGCUGAUGGAAGCCGAGCCUUGUGGAGACGAGCUUGAUACAGUAUGUGGGAGUAGCCUGUACCAUAAGAUAAUCUAUCCUGCACCUACCACAAGAACCACAAAUGCAACCACCAAUACAACCACCACAACCACAACGACGACCACUUCAGCGAGAUUCAUCCUCCACACAGAGGGCUUGACCAACUGCCCCUCAAACGCAACGCCGGUUCUCAACGAAUCCGGCUGCCGAGAAGCCGCAACAGCUCUUGGUUACAUUCUCGCGAACACGGAGGACACGAACCAGUGGCCGAACGGUUGCUACAAAUGGACCCGCCAACCGGAGCUUUACUUCAACCUCAACGCUGGAAGUGGCAACGUGGAGGCGCAGGUCGUUUGCGAGACAAUGGGCAUAUCGACUACAACAACUACGACCACACUCGCAAACGCGACGACAAGCUCAGCUGCCACUCUGUCAUUCAGCCUCCUUUCACCGGGUUUGACCAGCUGCCCCUCAAACUCAGAGCCGGUUCUCAGCGAAUUCGACUGCCGAGAAGCGGCAAGAUCUCUGGGUUACACGUUUGCGAAUGCGGAGGACACGGACCAGUGGCCGAAUGGUUGUUACAAGUGGCUCUUGGCACCGGAGCUUUUCUUCAACCUCAACGCUGGAAGUGGCAACCCGAACGCACAGGUCGUUUGCCAGGAAGGCACUUCCACUGCCCCGACUACGACAUCCUCCGUUCAGCCUGGCAGCUGCAUCGUCACCUCUGCGGAGUACACUUGCACGCCAAGAAAGUUUUGCGAAUUGCAAAGCGAGGCACAACAGUUGGGACCAAUGAGCUUGGAAGGCUGUAAGGUCGCGUGUUCCCAGACUGAUGACUGCAACGCGAUCCAGUAUGACUGCAACACCGACUGCUGGCUGCUGCGAGCAUGUGGCGGUUUUGUGGACACCGUCUGCGGCAGUAGCGUGUACAUCCGAGAUCGGAACUGGCUGUGGGGCACAACCACAACAACAACAGUGUUUGGGCAAUGUUAUCCUUCCACUACACCGGAUGCGAUGCCAUAUCUAGACAGCCAGUGGGGGUGCACGCCCGCCGUCUACUGCUCAGAGCAGGCUUCUUCAGCAACAAGGUACGGAGCCAUGUCUCUUGAUCGUUGCAUGGCGCUCUGCCGCGCGGUCGGAUGCAAUUUCGUCCAGUUCGACUGCAACUCCGAUUGUUGGCUCAUGGAUGCUUGCGGAACAUUCGAAACGAGCACAUGCGGCAGCAGCGUUUACCAGAAAUUCGGCACAGCACCGCCCUACUUUGCAAUGAGUGACGUCGGGCCGUACCGAAGUGACCGUUUCAGUGCUUCCUUGUACGUCACCUACAGUAGCGCAUGCUCCGGGGAUGACUGCACCGUGGCGGCCGUGUGCCCUAUAUCACCAUCAAGCAACCUCCAGACCACAGUUCUGAAGUGCCAGACUAUCCCACCAGAUUCGGGUGACGGAAUCUCGGUGACUGAAUCUAACUGCACAGCAAAGGGAGGUGGCGAGCUACCGGCGAUCAUGGCCGAAGCGAUUUGCGUGGAAUCCGACUCCUUGAGCUCGCUUGUUACGACAUCGGGGUAUGGUGAAGGCGAUCUUCGCGCGACAUGCCCUGAUGGCUACUAUGCCUUUUCCUGCAACUGCUUUACAUCCUGGCUAGUGAGUGAAACUUGUGCCGGCUAUGCGUCCUUCGCUCCCAGAAUGAGUCCCCCGAUCUGGGGCAAUCCAUGGACGGGGACGGAUGGUUCUGACGCCAUGGCAUGGCAUGCCAUGGCAGAGCUUCUCUCUCUCGGCUUAGAGCCGCAGCUUGUCCAGUCCGCACAGCCCUACUGGGGUUCUGCGGAGUGCCAGCUCUACAGUCCGCCGGAAGUCGUCUCCCACCGAAGGCGCGGUGUAGGCAGAGUGCAAGCGCAGCUGAGCGCCCUUUGUGUUCGCGGCGCCCAACCUACGGUCAGGCUCAGCUACCGAGGGGAAGGCGAUCGGUGGCCUCUUCCAAACUCGACCGGGAAGGAGACGCAGUACUGUGGCUGGGCCACGAACACCAAAGUGACUAUUCUUCGGACAGAGUGCAAUCCGUGGAUGGAGGCUCCCAGCUCGGAUGGCGGAUGCUCUAAUUCGGAGUGCUUCGAUCUGGCAUCUUGCGUCCGCAUCUGCAACUCUUGUGGCUUCUGCAAAGGAGUCUUUUACAGUUUCGAUCAUCUUUCUUCUUCAUCGUUGCAGCGAUGCUACUUCACGGGGGACUUUGAAGUCGAGAAUGGGGAGAGCGACGAAUGGAACUACGGCUGGGGACAGUCUCCCAACAAGAGCCUUAAUGUGCCCCAGUCAGGAUCACUGCGAGAGGGAACAACGAGUGCCGCAUGGGCCCUGUACAUCAACACCAGGGAUGCCCGAUGUCGGAGGGACGACUAUGCCAUCUACGGGGUUACCUUCUUUGAGGAUCCACACUGCACCAAAAUCAUGGCUCCGAGCUCGAUGAACGUGUCUGGUGGUGGUCAGACAGAACUCCCAGUCGACUUCGGGGACUGGAGGAAGCGACUCCAGAACAUAAGCUUCGAUGAAUGCUAUGAGGAGAUGCAGGCUGGGAGGAAAUGUGAUGUGGAGUUUACUGCUGCGUUUCCACCAAAUAGCUCGGCGCCCCUUUGCGCCAUAGUUCAUAGCAGCUGGCUUUUCGGCCAGGGCUACAGCUCAGACUCUGGUGAAUCUCGGGGAUGGUAUCUUGCGGCCUAUGAUCAGCAGCUGGGUCGUGUGCGCCAUGGGACCGUCGCUUUCGAUGUGGAUGGCACCCACAUCCACAUGCCGGCCAUGCAAUGGUUUCGCCAGAACGUCUCGGAGCCGCAGCCGGGAGCGACGAUCGUGCUGUCAUCCUGGAUCGAGUUCGGCUGCUGGUACAAUGUAGCGCCUUGUCCCAAUGACGUCAAUUUUCCCGUGGACAUGUUUCCGCCGAUCGAGCAGCACAUUCGGGAGGCUCUCGCUUCCAUGUUGGCGCUGCCACAGCACCUGAUAAGCGUGAGGGAGGGGGAGUUCGGCCCAUGGGUUCCGGCGGACACGCGCGUUUACGGAUACAACGUGACGAUCCAUCUGGCAGUGGAAGAUCCUGUUCAAGCUUCCCUACUUCCAAGUCUGGUGGCUACCCUCGAGGACAUGCGCAGGAACUUCUACGACCUUUCGGAUGCGUUCAAGACCCGCCUACGGUACAAUGGUGUGCGCUUGUUUGACACCGCGCAGAUUAUGCGGGACACGGUGGUAUUUUGGAUUCCUCCUGCGACAAAGACGGCCUUUCCCACCACGCCCUCACCGUCGCCGUCACCAUCGCCUACACCAGCGCCUUCGCCGCCCGAAGUACCUGUGGAGGCUUAUGAGGACGACCCGACUCCGGCAAUCAUCGUGUCAAGCAUUGCCGGAGCGGCCAUCCUGGGAGGUGCAAUCGUCAUCUUCUGUUGCCAGGCGAGGAGGAGGAAUUGUUUCGGGAGGAGGAAAGCAAAACCGAGCUAUGCGGGUGGGCCGACGGCUGUGGUCAUCGGUAGCAAAGCGACGCUGCGCUCAGACAGCAAGGAGCUCGUGGAUCCUUUGAAUGAGAUGGCGAUGAAGAGCCUUCCAAGCUACUGGACCGGAGGCCGCGAGAGCGGAGAAGAAUCCAACGUCAGGGAGGACCUUGCCUUCGACGAGCUUCUAUAUGUAAAGCACGAGCACAUGGAGUUCUUUCAGGAGUUGGUCAACCACACCUACCGGCAGAUUACGACGCAAGAUCGUCUAUGCCCGACGGGCAAGCACGACAAGACCAGGGGUGGAUGCCCCUGUGUGCAGCCUGGUGGUACCCCCGGUCUGCCGACAGGCUACCAGAUCAAGCGUGUUAUCCGUGUGGAAGACUCUUCCAUGUUCACUCGCUACAUUGAUCGACGCGAGCAGAUCAAAAACUCCCGGUCGUCCUGUGAAGCUCCGGACCCUAAAAUUUUCACACGUGCAGCCAUGGAAGCCUCCAGUGGGUUGACCGACAUCUUGUGUGAUGUCGAUGACAGCAUCAACGAAGUCUACCUCUGGCAUGGAACGCAAGUUCGAACUGGCCUGAAGAUAGCUCAAGAUGAUUUCAGCCUGAAUUAUGCUGGUUCGGGGGCGGGGACGAUGUAUGGGAAGGGCUUGUACUUUACGGAGAGCUGCACGAAGGCCGACGAGUACGCCUUGGAUGAGCCGGGUGGCCACUACGACAGUGCGCGGGGCCUGCUCUUGUGCCGGGUGUGCUUAGGCAGCUUCCACUACACGUUGGAUCGCGAGCCAUCUGCCAUUGACAAGUACAGGAACGGCGAGUGUGACAGCACGAUUGGAGACCGUGCAAAAGCCGUAAAUACUUACAGAGAGAUGGUCGUCUACGAUCGCGACCAGGUGUAUCCAGAAUAUUUGGUCCUCUACGAGCGGCUUCAGAGGGGUGAAACACCCGAGCUGCCACCGAAGGAUGUGCCUUUCUUGCUCGAGCUGCCGCUAUAUUGGAAAAAUGUUGGCCGCAAUCCGUACACAGAAGGUUUCCGAGAACAUUGGAUAGUGAAGCCAAUGAUCCGCCAGCUCAUUCAGCGCUUGGCCAAUGGCUCUUGUGGAAGGGACGGUGGAGCGCCAAAGGUGGUCCGGGCAAGGCGCGUCGAGGACUCAAACCUUUGGUGCCGCUACAUUGACUGGAAGCGAUCUUUAGGUGCACAACUCCAGGCCAACGGUGACCUCAAAUGUACGCCUCCCAAUGAGCUCGACGGAAACCCCGAAUCCGGCCAUGCCCUGACGGCCACAAUCCUCGCAGAGUUCCAUGGUGACGAGGCCAUCUCUGUGGAGAACAUGGCACCAGGUUUGAAUGAGAUGCUUCUCUGGCACGGCACCUCACAGAAGUCAGCAGAAGCUAUUUCCGAGGAAGGCUUCGAGGUCAAGAAGAGUGGCACGCACGGUCGUCGCUUUGGCCAUGGGGUUUACCUUGCAGAGGACUUGAACAAGAGCCUCAGCUAUUGCACUGCAGCGAACAACGUGAAAUAUGUUCUACUCUGUCGAGCAGUCUGCGGCCACAUGUACUACACCGAGAAGCACUGGCACUCUGAUGCGACGAGCGAAGCCACAGCACGCGGGAAACACUGCGUGUUGGCGAAUCCAGAUCGUUCUGGCCCCAGAGAGUAUAUCGUCUUGCAAGAGUCCCAUGUGUACCCGGAGUACAUCGUGGAGUUUGAAGACUGA
Messenger RNA from Symbiodinium sp. CCMP2456, 5826 nucleotides. Lineage: Eukaryota; Dinophyceae; Suessiales; Symbiodiniaceae. The record is from the annotation of a GenBank genome assembly.